Manduca sexta (tobacco hornworm) is the source of this 1252-nucleotide messenger RNA. Its product is annotated as probable dimethyladenosine transferase. Gene Ontology annotation, cellular component: mitochondrial matrix. The coding region runs from base 163 to 1083 and encodes 306 amino acids. Gene Ontology annotation, molecular function: rRNA (adenine-N6,N6-)-dimethyltransferase activity. The transcript is spliced from 5 exons. NCBI's taxonomy places the organism in Eukaryota, Metazoa, Arthropoda, Insecta, Lepidoptera, Sphingidae. The record is from RefSeq and is a predicted model, not a curated record. Gene Ontology annotation, biological process: rRNA methylation.
GCGCCACAGACUACUAUUAUAGAUGCUACGCAUCUAGGCGCUACUGCAGGAUCAACUUUGUUUUGACGUUUAAAUUAUAACCUAUUUCUUAGCUUGAUUAUAAUUUUCAACGUGAUAUUAUAAUUCCUAGAAAUAUUUCGUUUAUAUACAUAGAAAUACAAAAUGCCAAAAAUUAAAGCUGAGAAGAAAUCUAGAAUACACAAUGAAAUUGCGAAACAAGGCAUACAAUUUAAUAAGGAUUUUGGACAACAUAUAUUAAAGAAUCCACUAAUAAUUACAUCUAUGUUAGAUAAGUCAGGAUUGAGACCCACGGAUGUAGCCCUCGAGAUUGGUCCUGGUACUGGUAACAUGACAGUCAAGCUAUUAGACAGAGUUAAAAAAGUAAUCGCUUGUGAAAUUGAUACAAGGCUGGUUGCAGAACUACAAAAGCGUGUCCAAGGAACUCCAUAUCAAGCAAAACUACAAAUUCUAGUUGGGGAUGUGUUAAAAACAGAAUUACCAUUUUUCGAUAUCUGUGUAGCAAAUAUUCCAUACCAGAUAAGUUCUCCAUUGGUUUUCAAACUGCUGCUGCAUAGGCCAUUCUUUAGGUGUGCAGUACUCAUGUUCCAAAAGGAAUUUGCACAGAGAUUAGUGGCCAAGCCAGGGGAUAAACUGUAUUGCAGGUUGUCAAUAAAUACCCAACUUCUGGCAAGAGUGGAUAUGUUAAUGAAGGUUGGAAAAAAUAACUUUAAACCCCCACCUAAAGUGGAAUCAAGUGUAGUGCGGAUAGAGCCAAGGAAUCCACCGCCACCUAUAAACUUUGUAGAGUGGGAUGGUCUAACAAGGAUAGCGUUUGUGAGGAAAAACAAAACAUUAUCAGCCACAUUUAAACAUGGAACAACAAUGGCAGUUUUGGAGAAAAAUUAUAGAAUUCACUGUUCAUUACAUAAUAAGGAAAUUGCAGAAGACUUUGACAUUAAACAAAAAGUCCAAGAUAUAUUGACAAAUUGUGAAGCAACUGAAAUGAGAGCAAGAACCAUGGAUGUUGAUGACUUUAUGAAGUUGUUACAUGCAUUUAACUCUGAAGGAAUACAUUUUGCUUGAAUGUUUAUUAUAUAACAUGCCUUUUUUGUGAACUAUGGAGAUUUCAUAGUAAUAUUUCUUAGAAGUCAAUAAUAAAUAAAUAUUUGCAGAUCACUGAAGUGAAAUUCAAAACAAAGUUAUCUCAUAGUUUUCAAUAACUAUAUUUAAAAUAAAGAGACUAAUAUGUUAA